AGCGCGGGCUUUUAGUGAGGGUGUAGGGAGGAGUUAAGGAGGGUAUAUAGGUGAGGGCAUUGAUACGGGGGUCACAAUCUGCGUGGCUGAAGAAGUGUCCCUACCUGUGCCAUGGCAGACAUGGAAGCGAUUCUGCGGCGCGUGCGGGAUGAGGUCCUCCGGUGCGGCUCCCAGUGGCUGGAGGACGCGCUCCCAUCCCUCACCGCCUCUCCGGUGCUUUCGGCGGGGGAGUCCGGGCCCCGUUCUAGCGGUCGGCGCUCUCGCCCGCCGGAGCGCCUGUCACCUGCAGCUUCCCCUGUUCCCAGGCGCCGACGGGUGAGUCCUUCUCCGGCCGCUUCCUGCCGUGGGUCCGGAGCGUCGGGCGGGGGGCGGUCCGGUCAGGCACCCCUCGGUCGGCCUGUUGUGAGGAGCGGUGCGGGGCGUGCUGUCGGCGCGCCCCUGGGCUUCAGUGAGGGACCGGUGCGUGGUGCGGCCCGCUCUGGAGGGCGGGCCCGGCGGAGAUCCGGAGCUGCUGUUUCCUCUGCCCCUCAGUCGGGGGGGCAGUCUCCUGCAGGCCUGGUUGCUACCCGGGCCGUGAUUCAUGGUGCGCCCUCUGCUUCCUCUUCCAGGGGGAGCAGGAGGGCUGGUUCUGCAGUGUCCCCUGCUGCUGCUGCCGGCAGGGGGGCGGUGCUUAUGGGAGGAGACGAGAUCGAGGCUGCUCUCAGUGAGGUCAGUGAAGAUGAUCUGCUGCUGCUGGCUGGAGAUUCUACAGAGACCCUGGACCCGCUGUCUUGUCCCCUGCUCCCCUCCGGGGUUGUAGCAGGUGUUGGCGUCAGCGGGGUCCGGUCGCCGCCACUGUCCGUCCAAGCCGCUGGUGGGGCGAAUUCUGCUGCUGCGGAGUCGUCGGACGGGGUCCCCCCGGUCCUUUCCUUGGAAGAUGUGUCUGUCGCCCGUGAUGUCCGGAGUCGCCCUUCUUCUGGAGUUACGGCCGCUGGUUCCGAGCCGGUGAGGUCGGGUGGAGCGGCUGGGCUUGUCUGGAUUGUCGGCCAUUCGUAUGUGACGCGUGGGGCAGUGAGGGCAGGGGUUCGGCCGGCGGGCAGACAGUUGGGAUUGGACGGUUCGGUGGCCCAGGUUCGCUGGUUGGGAAAGGGGGGCAUGAGGUGGUCAGAACUGUUGUCCAGGGUCCAGUUCUUUGUUCAGCUGGACCGGUCCCCAGAUAUUUUGGUGGUCCAUUUAGGUGGGAAUGAUUUGGGUGUGCGCAGGUCUCGGGAUUUGAUCAGGGACAUUAAACUGGACCUGUUGCGUUUGUGGUCCUCUUUCCCGGAUUUGGUCCUGGUGUGGUCCGAGAUGGUUGCCAGGCAGAAGUGGAGGCAGGCUCGGUCGGUGGUAGCAAUUAACAAGGCGAGGAUUAAGGUGAAUAAGGCGGUGAGUAAGUUCGUGGCCAGGAAUGGUGGUUUGGUGGCACGACACCGGGAUUUGGAGGAAGGGGGUGCGGAUUUUGUGGCCUCGGAUGGUAUUCAUCUUAAUGGGAUGGGUAUGGAUUUGUGGCUUCUUGAGUUGAAGGAGACAGUGGAGAGGGCAUUGAGGCUGUGGAGGAACGGGGACAAGUAAGGGGUCACUUGUCCCCGUUGUGGCGGGGUCAGGAGAGGAAUCUGGGGAGGCACCAGUGGAUGGGCAUGGUAUGUUGGAUGGUGUGGAGGUGGGCUGGGAGCGGUUCCCAGCCAGAAGGUGGAAUUCGGGUUGGUGGGCUUCACAAAAUGGUGCUCCUGUGCAGGUGAGCUACGGCUAGGAGCAAGUGAAGAUCCCAUCACCUGUGGUCUGGUAACGGUGCCCCUCAGGUUCUUCUCCUGCGCUAAUAGACAUCCUAAUGUUAGGACAGGUUAUAUUGUUAUGUAUGACGUUCAUACAUCGGUUUACAAUGUUGUAAUUGAUUAUUUAUGUUAUUUAAUAAAUGGGCUGCUGUGGCCUUUGUUUAACCAACACAUGUCUUAUGUCAUUUAUGGGAGGGAAUAAGCUAAAAUUAAGUUAAAGGUGUUAAAUGAUAGAUGAUCUGGUGGGGGUCUUAGCAGCUAUAAUAUCCCCUAGUCAAGAAAGCCCUGGAGGGGACAGAAUGGGAACGGAGGGGCCCCAUGACAGGGGUAUUAUGCGGGAAGGUAAGGGUUAAAUGUGAGGAGUUUAGAGGAGGGAGCUAGGGAA
Hyla sarda is the source of this 2175-nucleotide messenger RNA. RefSeq lists its product as uncharacterized. The record is from RefSeq and is a predicted model, not a curated record. Bases 112 to 1590 code for a protein of 492 amino acids. NCBI's taxonomy places the organism in Eukaryota, Metazoa, Chordata, Amphibia, Anura, Hylidae. The transcript is spliced from 2 exons.